GCUGGUCUGGAUGAAGAGCCUGGCUGAUGAGCGCGGAAUGGGCUAGCUGUUAGCAAGCUGGACUCGGCAGCAGGCCAGGCUCGGACCUCGGCUCCGGCCACCCGUGCAUGAAGCCGAUGCCUUUGCACCAGUUCCUGUAGAUGAGACACAGCACACACUGGGGUAUUUAUGAGCCGCCAUUUCUUGCACUAUUGUGGUGAGCCUACCCUGGAUGUGAAGAUUGCCUUUUGUCAGGUGUGUGUUCCUUACAGGUAAAACAAGGGAUUUGGGAAACAAGUGGAUGUGUCAUACAUUGCCAAACAUUACAACAUGAGCAAAAGCAAAGUGGACAACCAGUUCUACAGCGUGGAAGUAGGAGACUCGACCUUCACAGUCCUCAAGCGCUACCAGAACUUGAAACCCAUCGGCUCUGGGGCUCAGGGAAUCGUGUGUGCUGCCUACGAUGCCGUCCUGGACCGGAACGUGGCCAUCAAGAAGCUCAGCAGACCCUUCCAGAACCAAACCCACGCCAAGAGAGCUUACAGGGAGCUGGUCCUGAUGAAGUGUGUCAACCACAAGAACAUUAUCAGCUUAUUAAAUGUCUUCACACCACAGAAAUCUCUGGAGGAGUUCCAGGAUGUUUACCUGGUGAUGGAGCUAAUGGAUGCCAACCUGUGCCAGGUCAUUCAGAUGGAGCUGGACCACGAGCGAAUGUCUUACCUCCUGUACCAGAUGCUCUGUGGGAUCAAGCAUCUCCACUCUGCAGGCAUCAUUCACAGGGAUUUAAAACCCAGUAACAUUGUGGUGAAAUCUGACUGCACCUUGAAGAUUCUGGACUUUGGGCUGGCCAGGACUGCAGGCACCAGCUUCAUGAUGACUCCCUACGUGGUGACACGCUACUACAGAGCCCCAGAGGUCAUCUUGGGAAUGGGCUACAAGGAGAACGUGGAUAUAUGGUCUGUGGGAUGCAUUAUGGGAGAGAUGGUUCGCCACAAAAUCCUCUUUCCAGGAAGGGACUAUAUUGACCAGUGGAACAAAGUCAUAGAGCAGCUGGGGACGCCCUGCCCGGAGUUCAUGAAGAAGCUGCAGCCCACGGUGAGGAACUACGUGGAGAACAGGCCCAAGUACGCCGGCCUCACCUUCCCCAAGCUCUUCCCAGACUCUCUCUUCCCUGCUGACUCAGAACACAACAAACUCAAAGCCAGCCAAGCCAGGGACCUUCUAUCAAAGAUGCUGGUCAUUGACCCUGCCAAGAGGAUAUCAGUAGAUGAAGCCUUACAGCACCCCUACAUUAAUGUCUGGUAUGACCCAGCAGAAGUGGAGGCGCCUCCUCCUCAGAUCUAUGACAAGCAGCUGGAUGAAAGGGAACACACAAUCGAGGAGUGGAAAGAACUCAUCUACAAAGAAGUAAUGAAUUCUGAAGAAAAGACUAAAAAUGGUGUAGUAAAAGGCCAGCCUUCUCCUUCAGGUGCAGCAGUGAACAGCAGCGAAAGCCUCCCUCCGUCCUCCUCUGUCAACGACAUCUCGUCCAUGUCCACGGAUCAAACCCUGGCGUCCGACACGGACAGCAGCCUGGAAGCUUCUGCGGGACCGCUGGGCUGUUGCAGGUGACUAGCCGCCUGCCUGCGAAACCCAGCCUUCUUCAGAGGGUGAUGCGAGCCGGCACGGGAAGGAAAGCUUUGGGAAGGAGCAGCGGGCUGGGGGGAAGGGCCCGGAGAGGGAAGAGAAAGCGACCGCCAGGAUUUCGGCCGGACCGAGCCGACGAGCCAGCAAGCAAACGACGAAACGAGCGA
Molecule: messenger RNA, 1772 nt
Organism: Dryobates pubescens (Downy woodpecker)
Lineage: Eukaryota; Metazoa; Chordata; Aves; Piciformes; Picidae
Product: mitogen-activated protein kinase 10
Exons: 14
Coding region: 310-1590 (426 amino acids)
Biological process (GO): protein phosphorylation; JNK cascade
Cellular component (GO): nucleus; cytoplasm
Molecular function (GO): JUN kinase activity; ATP binding
Source: RefSeq, a predicted model, not a curated record